This is a messenger RNA of Pleuronectes platessa (European plaice), 4107 nucleotides long. RefSeq names its product RNA binding motif protein 26 (gene rbm26). NCBI's taxonomy places the organism in Eukaryota, Metazoa, Chordata, Actinopteri, Pleuronectiformes, Pleuronectidae. Gene Ontology annotation, biological process: mRNA processing. Bases 416 to 3463 code for a protein of 1015 amino acids. Gene Ontology annotation, molecular function: metal ion binding; RNA binding. The transcript is spliced from 22 exons. The record is from RefSeq and is a predicted model, not a curated record. Gene Ontology annotation, cellular component: nucleus.
GCCACAAGCGGAAGUAAAUAGUGGCCAUGGCACGUUAGCUGGCGUGAGGAGAUACAGUGGAAAGUGAAGCGUGGAUCUCUCUUCACGUUGAACAGUUAAAUAUUACUCCCAAAAGCCAUGUUGUGUUUGCCUGAACUCUGACCGAUGCCGCUCUCGCUCCAUGCUUACUUGCAAAACACAUGUAUGACGAGAGUUGAGGAAUCAAACCGCGCGCUCGGGGCCUGGAGCAGACCUCCGCCAACUAGCUAGCUCGCCUGGCUAACGUUGAGCUAAGUGUAGCUAACGCUGCUUUUGACGCCCCGGCCCAGAUCAAAUAAUACUGAAGUGUGACACCACUUAACGUGAGGAACUCGGCGAGUGACAUUCUCCCGGUGGCGUUAACCGAGGCCGCGGUGGAAGUGUGGCUGCGUCUAAAAUGAUCAUUGAAAACCUCGAUGCCUUGAAAACAUGGCUGUCUGAGACCCUUGAGCCCAUCUGUGAUGCAGACCCCUCCGCCCUCGCUAAGUAUGUCGUUGCCCUGGUGAAGAAGGAUAAAAGUGAGAAGGAGCUCAAAGCCCUGUGUAUAGACCAGUUGGAUGUAUUUCUUCAGAAAGAGACGCAGCUUUUUGUGGACAAGCUGUUCGAAGCCGUGAACAACAAAAGCUACCUCCCACCGCCAGAGCAUCCAUCCUCUCUGGGCAAAGUCGAGAAAGACGAGCAGAAAAAGGAUGAGAUAAACCGGGAUGAAGAACGGGAGAAGAAGUUCUCUCGGCGGGUGAAUCACAGCCCUCCACCAUCAACCUCUCGCUACAGUAGAGACAGCAGGAGAGUCGAUGACCGCAAGAGGGACGAUCGCUCCAGGAAGAGAGAGUAUGACCGCGUCCCGCCGAGGAGGGACUCGUACCGCGAACGCUACAAUCGCAGGAGAGGCCGCAGUCGCAGCUACAGUCGUAGCCGCAGCCGCAGUUGGAGCAAGGACCGCGUCCGGGACCGUGACAGAGAAAGGGACAGGGACAGAGACAGAGACCGGGACAGAGAGAGGGACAGAGAACGCAGCAAGAGCAGGUCCCACAGCAGAACCAGGUCUGGAAGCAGGAGUCGAGAACGAGAUCCUGCUAAAAUGAAAUUCGAUCAUGAACGUGUGGAGAGGCCAGAGAGCGGUGACGGCUACGCUGCAGCAUCCCAGGUCUCCACUGCAACCACGACACACUUCCCUGUGCCAUCACUGAGCAGCACCAUCACAGUCAUCGCCCCCACACACCAUCACAGCAACAACAGCAGUGAGAGCUGGACAGACUUCUGCCCUGAUCUCCCUGUUGAUCGUGUCCCCUUUGGCAGGGGGCCACCUCCUCCUCAACUGAGGAAUCGAUGUCGUGACUAUGAUGAAAAGGGGUUCUGCAUGCGUGGGGACAUGUGUCCUUUUGACCAUGGAAGUGACCCAGUCGUUGUGGAAGAUGUCAAUUUGCCCAAUAUGCUGCCUUUCCAACCUCCGCCCAUCUCUGGUGUGGAUGGCCCCCCGCCACCUGGGCUCCCACCACCACCACCUCUCAUGAACCCCCCACCUGUGAACCUGCGGCCCCCUGUGCCCCCACCGGGUGCCCUUCCACCCAGCCUUCCACCUGUUGCAGGUCCGCCUCCUCCACUUCCUCCGUUGCAACCAUCAGGAAUGGAUGCUCCUCCCAAUUCCAUCACAAGCUCUGUUCCCACCAUCGUCACUUCUGGGAUGCGACCCUCACUUCCUCAGCCUCCAGGGCCGCUCUUCAACACCGACAACUAUGAAACAGAUGUGUACAAUCCUGAAGCUCCCAGCAUCACCAACACCCCCAGACCAAUCUACCGCCACAGGGUCAAUGCCCAGAGACCCAACCUGAUUGGCCUCACGAUGGGGGAGGUGGACCAGCCAAAGAGAGACAAGAUUCCUAACAACUGUAUGCGGAUUGUAAUGGAAUCUGAUCCGAGAAAGAGACCAGCUAUUUCUCACGAUGGAGGCCUCCUCUCAAAGAAACCUUGGUUUGACAAACCCAACUUUAACAAUCCCAACCACCAGGGCUACCACAAAAGACCUCCCUUCUCUACCAACACCAAGCUGCUGGUUCGGCAAAUUCCCCCUGACCUCAACAACAUCAGCAAACUCAAUGAACAUUUCAGCAAGUUUGGCACCAUCGUCAACCUGCAGGUGGCCUACCAGAACGACCCAGAGGGGGCACUGAUCCAGUUUGCGUCUCCAGAUGAGACCAAGCGAGCUAUGCAAAGCACAGAGGCUGUUCUCAACAACCGCUUCAUCAGGGUGCACUGGUUCCGUGAGGAUGGGAAUGAUGUACAUGGCCAGUCUCACCCACAGCAGCAGCAGCAGCCACAGACCCAGCCAGCACUGCAGCCUUCAGCUACCUCUCUGAAGCAGUCAGUCAAAGAUCGCCUUGGACCAAUGCUCCCUGCAAACUCUGAGCCCUCCCAAGACUCCAGUGCAGCCGCUCAGAAUCCAUCUAAAGUGUCAGUGAAGGAACGUUUGGGCUUUUCCUCAAAACCAGCAGCUCCUGGCGAAAAAGUGUUCUCUACGUCCAUGGGUCUCACAAAAACAGUGUACAACCCUGUUGCCCUGAAGGCAGCCCAGAAAACCUCAGAGGAUGCCCUGAAGAAGAAACAGGAAGCUCUAAGACUACAGCAGGACGUACGGAAGAAGAAGCAUGAAAUAUUGGAGAAGCACAUUGAGACACAAAAGCUCCUGAUAUCCAAAAUAGAGAAGAACAAAGCAAUGAGGGCCGAGGACAAAGCCAUGAUCAUGGUAACUUUGGGCACGUUAACCAAGAGCAUCACCAAACUGCAGGAGGAGAUAAAGGGAAUCUCAUUCAGCAACAACAACCCACUACGCAUCAACAAGAGCAAGGCUCAGGCACAGAAGGAUCUGCUGGAUGCGGAGCUGGACCUGUACACGAAGACUCAGGCAGGAGAGGACACCGCAUUACUGAAGAUCAAGUAUACCCAGCUUCAAAUUGAGGCAGCUAAAAGAGGACUCCUGUCACCAGGGCGAGGCAGGGGGGUCCACAGCCGUGGCCGCGGGGCUCACAGGGCCCGGGGGAGGGGCUCCAGAGGUCGGGGAAGAGGCGUGCACGCAGUCGUGGACCAUCGGCCACGAGUGCUGGAGAUUUCAGGUUUCACCGAGGCCGACUGCGUAGACCUGCUGCCACACUUUGCUCAAUUUGGAGAAAUUGAAGACGGACGGAUAAAUGAAAACAACCAGUCGGCGAUCAUCUCUUUUAAGACCAGAGCAGAGGCUGAACAGGCGGCUCUUCAUGGAGUGAAGUUCAACAACCAGACUUUACGCCUGUCGUGGCACAAACCUGCCAUGUCUCUCAGUGCUGCCGAUGCUGAUGGGGCAGAACAGGAUGAGGAUGAGUACCCGGAAGAGUCCCUGAGUGACAACGAGCUGCUGCAGGACGACGACGAGGAAGAGGACGACAACGAGCCGCGCUCCUGGCGCAGAUGAAGAUCAGUCACAUGCUCGUCUCUGGGCAAACCGGUGCGGAAAAGGAGCAACAAUCCAGCAACUUUAUUAGAUUUCAAUGCCUGUUUAGAAGUCAUGAAUUGUUGUUUUUUUUCUCACAAAAAUGUAACAAGCAAAAGAACAUUGUGAGUUUGAUUAAUUUUAAUGUGUGUAUCAGAUGCAGCAAUGGUGAAUUUUUUAAUGAUCUUAAUGUAGAACUAGAACUUUUUUUCUUUUGAUUGAGUUAUUUUGUUUCCCAGAACACAUACUUUGUCUGGACAUGUGACACCUGUUCCAAUUAAGACACAUUUGUUAAACUCUCAGUUUAAGGAAAACCAAACCCAUGUUUUAAUUUCACAGCAUCACAGGCCGUAGCUUCUGCUGCAUAGUAUGAGGUUGACUUAAAAUGCUCAUGUGUAAAUAUUUUAUGUCAGGGUUUAAAUGAUUUGUAUGAACGCUUGGCUUCUGACUUCUUGGCUUUACUUUGAAUUGUACAAAAAAUAAAGAAUUGAAAUGGUCUGAAAACAAACUGCAGAGAAAAAAAAAAAGAGAAAAAAAAGAAUAAAAAAAACAAAAAAACAACAUUGCAGUUAAAAAAACAACAACACUCGUGUUGAAAAAGACCAUUUCAAAAAACAAAAAAACUU